AUGGUUUGUUUUGGUUGGGUGGGUGGAUGGUUUGUUGAAUUAGAACCGUAUAACAGAAUACGAAAUGAAAGCGCUCCAGUAGAAUUUCAGUUAGUAGAAGACGAAGUUGAAAAUAUUGACAACUUGAUUAAUUAUGGCCAAGAAAAUUAUGAUUGGAAUUCGAAAGAGGUUCCAGAAUACAUCGAUAAUUUGUUAAAAAUUACUUGGAAAUUACAUGCCAGAGUGUUUCGCGCGCAAAAGAACUUGGAUAAUAUUAUGGAUGAAAUGUAUACUUGGGCAAUGAUGCCAGUUAUUUACCGUAAGGAUGCGAAAGAUGAAAAUUUAUUGUCAGUCGCUGAUAAAGACGACAGAUUUGCGGAAAGAUUUGCGGAGAUCGAAGCAACAGCUGAAGAACUGGAACACGUAUUAAAAGAAAAUUAUAAGCUGCCGGAUGAGGAAGUAACUGAAGAAGCGGAAGUACCGGAAGAACAAGAACAAGUAGAAGAAGAAGAAGAGGUUGACGAAGAAACGUUAGCAAUAAGACGCGAGAAAUGGCAACCUUAUCUACUCUAUGUUGACAAUUUAAUUUCCAAAGGUCUUAUUCAGGCUGUCUCCACAAGUAUUUGUUACAUUCUCGACGAAACUGAUCCCGAAGGCGAAAUAUUUCCUUCGUUUGAGAUUCAAAUGUGUUUGGAGAACCCUAAUAUUGUUUUCCGACCGCCAGUGGAAUUAGAUGAUCCGGAAGGUUUCUAUGCUUUCUUCGAGUCGCUUCUUCUUGAAAUGAUGAAAAUGGGUACCCUCAUACCACGCGUCGAUCCUGAGUUGCAUGAAGGUCGAGAAAAUUACGCGCUCGAUGUUGCUGAAGAGGAAGGUAUCGUGUUUAUGUUGGAAGAAACUUGCAAUCGAGCAAAACUGGCCUUAAUAGAAGUGAAAGGACAUGUACAUACAUACGAAAUCUACUCAUGGCUGUGGACAGAUGAUAAGCAACAGUAUUUAUCCUAUUUUUUGAGAUUUUCUCAAUACGUAAAUCCCGAGCAAAGGGAAAUGAUCGAACAUCAUCCAGAGUUUAUCCCAGAUAACCUAAAAGAAAAGAAACCAGAUUUAGCGACUUUCAAGCGGGAAAUCGAUUAUUUUAUGUCUCUGUACAACAAGUGCGACCAAUUGCAAAAUGAGCAAAUCUUUUGUCGAUGGUUGAAACUUGACAUAAAGCCUUUCAAGCAGACGCUCUUGAACAUAAUUUGCAAAUGGGCUAACGUGCUGAAGGAGUAUCUGGUCAACAGAAUUACCACACAAUUGGAGAAUUUAUCAGAAUUUUUGAAAGCAGCAAUGGAAAAUUUUUCGCGUCCUAUACACGAAGAUGACUAUGACGCACUUCUAGAAACUAUAUACUAUUUAAAGGAAGUCAGGGAUCGUCAAUACGAAAUCGAAGACAUGUUUGAUCCAAUUAAGAAAACAAUAGAACUGCUACAAAGCUACAACGUGUAUUUAGACGAGAAAAUUUUUAAUUGGCUCGGAGAAUUGCCCGUUAAUUGGGAAACAUUGAAAAAGAUGGCUGCUCAGGUGAAACAUAUCGUCCAGCCUUUGAUGACUCGUCAAAUCGAUCUCUUAAAGAAGAGGCUAAACUAUUAUCACUUUAAACAACAGCGUUUCCUGAGCGAAUUCCACGAACAAGAUGUUUUCAACCCAGAUUGUGAAAAUCAUUAUGAAAAAUUAAACGAAAUACACGAAGAGGUUUUAAAAUUCCUGUGCGAAGAAAAAGAUCUACGUGAUCAAAUUGUCAUUUUUGAGCAGGAAUUGCCUGAAUUUAAAAUGACGAAACAGAUACAGAAGGAGAUGCAGUUUUUGAAAACCUUGUGGGAUUAUGUGAAUGUUAUUACAACUUCUUUGAACGAGUGGAAGAAAACCACGUGGAAGAAACUAGAUGUUGAAUGGAUGGAUCAAGAAUGCAAAAAAAUUCUCAGAGAAUUAAGACAACUGGACAAAGACGUCCGUCAUUGGGAAUUGUACACUAAUAUCGAAGCACAAGUAAGGAACAUGAUGGCAUCAUUGAGAGCGGUCUCAGAAUUGCAGAAUCCAGCAAUUAGAGACAGGCAUUGGAGGGAAUUAAUGGCUGAAACGAAGGUGGUAUUUAUCAUGACCGAUAAUACAACAUUGGAAGACUUGCUAAAGUUACAAUUGCACAAAUAUGAAGAAGAAGUUAAAAAUAUUGUUGCUAAAUCAGUAAAGGAAAUGGCAAUGGAAAAGGUGCUAAAAGAACUUAAUGACACUUGGAGUACGCUCGAAUUUGGGAAAGAGAUACACGAACGUACGAAAUUAAAUAUUCUUAAAAUCGAUGAGGAAACUAUUGAAAUCCUUGAGGACAAUCAGGUGCAACUGCAAAACAUGUUAGGUUCGAAAUUCGUUGGAUAUUUUCUUGGUGAAAUUCUUGACUGGCAGAGAAAAUUAAGUACUGCAGAUGCAGUGAUUAAUGCAUGGUUCGAAGUUCAACGAGCUUGGGGUUAUCUCGAAAGCAUUUUCAUUGGCUCUGAAGACAUUAGGAACCAACUUCCAGAAGAAACCAAGCGGUUUGAAAAAAUUGACAAAGAGUUCAAAGAACUGCUGAAGGAAAUGUUGAGCAAUUUGAAUAUCAUCAAAGCAACCAACCGACCUAAACUUUUAGAGAAACUAGAAGAGCUGCAAGUGCAACUAAAUUUCUGCGAGAAAGCGUUAGCCGAUUACUUGGAAACGAAGAGAUUAAUAUACCCAAGGUUUUAUUUCAUCUCCGCAGCAGAUUUACUUGAUAUUUUAAGCAAUGGAAACAAUCCUGAAUUGGUCUGUAGACAUCUAUCAAAGCUGUAUGAUUCUAUUGCAAAAUUACAUUGGAAAAUGGAUGGUGGGAAACCAACGAAGCAGGCGAGAGUUAUGAUAGCCAAAGACGGUGAGGAAAUGGCUAUUCAUGGGACUUGCGAUUGCAGUGGAAAGGUGGAAGUUUGGUUGAACAACGUAACAGAUGCGAUGAAGAGAUCGGUAAGGUAUCAUAUAUCUCAGGCAGUAGCUACGUACGACGAGAAACCACGUGAACAAUGGAUUUUCGAUCAUCGAGCUCAACCCGCGCUAUGCGGAACUCAAAUCUGGUGGACUACUGAAGUAAACAUGGCCUUUAUGAGAUUAGAGGAAGGUUUCGAGACUGCGUUUAAAGAUUAUCAGCGAAAGCAAAUUAAUCAGCUAAACGCGUUGAUAGUACUUCUCUGUGGAGAUUUGAGUGAAAGCGAUAGAAGGAAGAUCAUGACAAUCUGUACAAUCGACGUGCAUGCAAGGGACGUUGUAGCGAAAAUGAUCGCGAUGAAGGCAGAUCACUAUUCUAGUUUUCAGUGGCAAUCGCAACUCAGGCACAGAUGGGACGACAAAGUUGGUGAUUGUUUCGCUGAUAUUUGUGAUGCUUCCUUCAAAUACGAUUACGAAUAUUUGGGAAAUGUUCCACGGCUGGUGAUAACACCAUUAACCGAUCGAUGUUACAUCACUUUAACACAAUCUUUGCAUCUUAUAAUGGGUGGAGCACCAGCUGGCCCAGCUGGAACUGGCAAGACAGAAACCACAAAAGAUUUAGGGAGAGCAUUGGGCCAAAUGGUUUAUGUGUUUAACUGUUCCGAACAAAUGGAUUAUAAGUCCUGCGGAAACAUUUACAAAGGACUUGCUCAAGUAGGGGCAUGGGGUUGUUUCGAUGAAUUCAACAGAAUUUCGGUGGAGGUACUUUCGGUGGUGGCUGUGCAAGUGAAAUCAGUUUUAGACGGAGUGAAAAGCCGCAAAUCAAUAUUUUUGUUCUUCGGAGAAGAACUGAAUCUCGUUCCCACUGUUGGAAUGUUCAUUACUAUGAAUCCUGGUUAUGCCGGAAGGACGGAAUUGCCCGAAAAUUUGAAAACUUUGUUCAGGUACAUUAAAUCAUCUAUGUUUUUAUUUACAUAA
This is a messenger RNA of Bombus pascuorum, 3921 nucleotides long. RefSeq names its product dynein beta chain, ciliary-like. Gene Ontology annotation, cellular component: dynein complex. Gene Ontology annotation, biological process: microtubule-based movement. The transcript is spliced from 19 exons. Gene Ontology annotation, molecular function: dynein intermediate chain binding; minus-end-directed microtubule motor activity; dynein light intermediate chain binding. Bases 1 to 3921 code for a protein of 1306 amino acids. The record is from RefSeq and is a predicted model, not a curated record. NCBI's taxonomy places the organism in Eukaryota, Metazoa, Arthropoda, Insecta, Hymenoptera, Apidae.